Haliotis rufescens (red abalone) is the source of this 4108-nucleotide messenger RNA. RefSeq lists its product as uncharacterized. The transcript is spliced from 13 exons. NCBI's taxonomy places the organism in Eukaryota, Metazoa, Mollusca, Gastropoda, Lepetellida, Haliotidae. The coding region runs from base 138 to 1895 and encodes 585 amino acids. The record is from RefSeq and is a predicted model, not a curated record.
GGCAGGACAGGAAGUAGGUGGCGCAGUUAGCGACGUAAACACUAAUAGGAAGUCGAUUUCGCAAGUUAGAAGUCUUGCAAAAUAUAUGACAUUAUGGCACAACAUUAGAAAAGAAAUUCUCUUGAAAAAAGAAUAAAAUGGAUAAGAAGAAGGACCCAGAUGAGGAGGAUAGCAAAACCGAGAAAGAUGAAACUAAGGAGGGUGAAACUGAAAGAGAGGCUUUGACCUCUAACCUUGAUAAUGGCCGGGCUGGAAAACAGAUUGAGGAAGCUGACAAUGACUUGACCAAGACGGAAGAGAAUGCAUUGAACAAGAUGCGCCGUCAGCGGUCGCAGUAUUCCAAUGCUGGAGAUGAGCUAGACGAAGAAGCAACUCACAUGGGACACAAUAAAACAGUCAUUGGCUUUGCAUCGUUGUGGCCUUCAGACCACUGGCAACACAGGGCUGCAGCACCUGCCAGCUCACGGCACACUGACAUCCGGUCUCGUCAGUAUCGGAAGGAGCUGCCGUCAAGUGCUGACAAGUGGGAGCCGCUGGCACUGGAUGCUUCAGACCCCGACAUGGACGGCAUGGCGACCACCACCUUCAUCAAUGGGCCGGAGCCACAGCCACUAGACACUAAUCCCAGGCCGGUCAUGGGGACCACCAUCUCCUUCAGCGAGCCGAACCCACCGCGACUGGACACCAAACCCAGGCCGCCUCCAUAUGCAUCCAUAGAAGAUAAUCCAAACUACCAUGCACCCGCUGAGCUGGGUGACAUUGAGCUGCAUGACAUGGAGCGGACCGGGCCCCCACCAGAGGACGAAGUGGAGGCGUAUGAGUGUACAAGACUCUGCUGGUUGAACUGUGUGGGCACAGUGGUCGUCCGCUUCUACCAACAGCUGUGCACUGCCCACUCCACCUUCUCCCGUACCAAGAGGAUUCUGGGAAUUAUUGCUCUUGUCAUCAUUGCAUGUCUUGUCGUAUUUUGUGGCAUUUUCUCCUCAAGCUUUGAAUACAUUAAUUAUUACCACGUCGCGUUGCGCCAGAGUCGUUUGACGGGGUCUGUUGACCGGAACAGGGUGCUGUACCCAGGCUGCUAUGUCCUCGGCCCCGACGUUGAUCUCAUCUACUUCAGCAGCACAGCUCACACUAUCUCCGCCAAAGUGUCGGUGUUCACCAAGGACAAGAUGAUCAUCGAUGUGGACCUCUCACUUCAAUACUUCCUGAGACCCAACGAAGUGGGCAAGGUCCAUGCCAUGUUCGGCAAAGAUUACCACUCGGUGUUCGAGAGCCUAGUGUUCAACACUAUCAAGAAUGAGGGCACGAAACACCCCUUGGCCAUGUACCGCAAGAGCAGGCCCGAGAUGGAGAGGGACUUCCACCACAAGGUUCGAGAGAGACUCGGCGGCACCUGCUGUCCCAGUUGUUGUCCCAACGAGUGCAGUAACAAGACAGUGUGUGCGGUGUGUGAGCCGGCGGGGACGUGCGAUGCCGGGUAUCAUGCGGACGUGGAAUACUUCCAGAUGGGAAAGAUCAGCAUCCCCAAUGAGGUUUUCGAGCGGUUGAUGAGGCAGACCAUUCUUCAGAUUGAGAGUGAGCGAGAGGUGUUCUACCAGCAGCAUUCACUGGAGGUGAAGGAGACCUUGAGGCUCACCGAGCAGAUCUCCAACCAAGCGGCAGAGACCCGAGCCAAUGCGACGGCAUAUGGGAAGACGCUGGGCUUGAUUGCUGUGUCGGAUAAAGAGAAGGUCAUACAGACUUCGUACAUCAAGGCGCUGAAGGGCCUGUACGGCAGACUCAAUGUGGUCCAGGAGGACCACAAGCUGUUGCUCAUGAUGAUGCUUGCCUAUGAAGAUAUCAAGGACAAUCUGUAUACUUCUAUCAACGCAUCUUCCUUAUUUCUCAAUACGUGAGUGAGAGUUGGCGCCUAUGAAGAUAUCAAGGACAAUCUGUAUACUUCUAUCAACGCAUCUUCCUUAUUUCUCAAUACGUGAGUGAGAGUUGGCGCCUAUGAAGAUAUCAAGGACAAUCUGUAUACUUCUAUCAACGCAUCUUCCUUAUUUCUCAAUACGUGAGUGAGAGUUGGCGCCUAUGAAGAUAUCAAGGACAAUCUGUAUACUUCUAUCAACGCAUCUUCCUUUUUUCUCAAUACCUGAGUGAGAGUUGGCACCUAUGAAGAUAUCAAGGACAAUCUGUAUACUUCUAUCAACGCAUCUUCCUUUUUUCUCAAUACCUGAGUGAGAGUUGGCGCCUAUGAAGAUAUCAAGGACAAUCUGUAUACUUCUCUCAAUGCAUCCUCUUUAUAAUCAAUGUGAUAUUGGAUCUAAAGAAUGGAUUCCUUUGUUAGCUCCACUGUUUGUACAUGUAAUGAGAUUAUAUUCCUGAGACAUAAUGGUUACAGUUACUGCUCCACAUCCUGCGACUGGACCAAGGGACACAAGUCUGUCUGAACACAAUUGUCCUAUUUCCCCAGUAUGUCAUCAGUUCACCAUGGAUUCUUGGUAUGUCCAUACCAUGCUAGUGUAUUUCAUCAGUUCACCAUGGAUUCUUGGUUUGUCCAUACCAUGCUAGUGUUUUUCAUCAGUUCACCAUGGAUUCUUGGUUUGUCCAUACCAUGCCAGUGUAUGUCAUCAGUUCACCAUGGAGUCUUGGUUUGUCCAUACCAUGCCAGUGUAUUUCAUCAGUUCACCAUGGAGUCUUGGUUUGUCCAUACCAUGCUAGUCUAUUUCAUCAGUUCACCAUGGAGUCUUGGUUUGUCCAUACCAUGCUAGUGUAUGUCAUCAGUUCACCAUGGAGUCUUGGUUUGUCCAUACCAUGCUAGUGUAUUUCAUCAGUUCACCAUGGAGUGAGUCUUGGUUUGUCCGUACCAAGCUAGUCUAUUUCAUCAGAGCAGUAAACAUCCCAAACCUGCAUCACUUUGGACAACACAGUCGUAUAUAGAAAAGGGCCAAAAUUCCAAGCUCUCUAUUCUCACAAAACUUAAUAUCUUUUUAUAUUUCUAUGUAUUUUCUGCAUGAAAUGUAAUGACAUACAUCCUUUGAAUAUUGUAGUGACCGCAACAUUUUGUAACCUUUAAUUGUUUAAGUAUUAUUUGAUAUAAAAGAAAGUACUAUCUAUGAAUAUUAGCUUCUCUGGUGAUGCAGAGGUCAAAUUGUCUGUUUCAGUCAGAGGGGGGAUUAUUGUGAUUUGACAACCUCUGACCAAUCAGAAUUGAGUAAUUUCCAGUUUCAUAAGAGGGUGCUGGAAUAUUGCUGAAUGUGACUUUAAACAACAAACAAAUAAUAGAAGAUGUAUCAACUGUAUUUUUUAUGACCAUCUUGGACAAAACUGAAGUAUUGCCAAGUACUUGUAGUCUCUUACUUUUGGAAUACUCCAAGAUGCUGUCACAAAUGUUCAGUCAUGAAAAAUAUGAAUAGGAUAAAAUAUUUUCGUAAUUUAAUUUCCACACGUGAAAGUAAAAUGCUGGACACUUUGGGUGUUCUGAGAACUAUACAACACUGACAAACAACUUGCCAGUCUGCCCACAGAGGUGGUAUGAGCACCUUGAUCAUACCUCCAUGUCAGAAUGAUGAGAUCUGAUUGGUCCACGUGAUCUUGAUAAAAUACUGGGUUACCCGCCUUGGAGGGGAAUAAAUUUCUCAACAGGGAAAUAAAUCUCUUAUACCCCACCAUAAGCAAUACAGGCUGCAUGUGGAUUUCUACGAGGCAGAAUAAAUCCCUUAUACCCCGCUUCAAAGUAAAAAGACGCAUGCUCUUUCCGAGUCAAUGGAAGUCACAUGACAAAGUGCCAGCGUAUUUCAGCUCAAUCGAACAAUUUUCUAUCAAUUUUACAUUUGUUUGAAUUAUUUUAAAUGUAAUAUUAAAACAUGUCGGUAAGAUAAAUUUGUUGAAGCAGGAUUGCCCAGGGUACAUGGGGUUUUAUGCAUCCCUCCAACUUGUGGUUUCAAACGCACGGGAUGCAUAAAACCCCAUGUACCCUGAGUGAUCCAGCUACAACUGAUAAACCAACCUGUGUUAUCUGGAGUUGAGGUUGGCUUUGAAUGCAUGAUUAACACAAUUUUCAUAUUUUGUUGUAUUCAUAUUCUGUUUUAGGAGAAUGUAAAUAAAGUACAUUUGGUUCUAUGUU